Molecule: messenger RNA, 331 nt
Organism: Sphaeroforma arctica JP610
Lineage: Eukaryota; Ichthyosporea; Ichthyophonida
Exons: 2
Source: RefSeq, a predicted model, not a curated record
CGACUCGAAAUUCAUUGUCAUCGGAAGUGUUUGCAACAAAGCAUGUCUGGGUGACCUUAUUGGCUCGUGGCUCACGGGUGAGCUUUACUGCAAUCUCAACGAGCUCUUUCCCUUCAUGGGCGAAGGUACUAUUAUCGAUGCAUGCUGUGGGUUUGAAGUUUCUGGUGGCAAUGCAACGAGCCUCAUACCUACGCCUGUCCUGCCUAUGCCUUCACCUACUCCCCCACCCAACUGCCAAGUUGUGGGACCCUGGUACAAUCAAGUCUCCGGCGAGUACGAGUGGGUGUGCACCAUCUGCGAGAAAGGAUUUGCACCCGACGGCCUAGUGUAA